AUGACCCGUUCAGUCCACUUCGAUGUCUUUCCCCCUGCACUUGGGCUCACGCUGCGGGUCCCUGAAACCGACCGCGCAGGGGCCCCCGACUUGUUCGCGCUUUCCCCCAUUUGGCGCUUUCUUUGCGCCCCGCUUUGGACGGCGUCUCCCCGCCGGUGUCCCACCCGUCCACCCAGCGGCCUCUUUGGCUUUCUGCCGAUCCGGCAGGAGACUCCAAUGGAUAAAGAAGAGAACGGCCAGGCCGGGGAACCACUCUCUGAGAAGUCCGUGACGUCACCGGUGCGGGGGGCCAGUGACCCUCACACUGGGGUCCCACAUCGCAUCGUCCCCGCACAGGACGGGCCCAGCGGCCGCCGGGGGGCGCAGGUACCAGUAGCGAUCGCGAUUUCGGAACCGCACGGAAUCGGCAGCGGACUCCGUCCUUCGUCCCUCGGCGGCGUCAAGGGCGCUCACACACACCGGGGCGGGCUGCGAGGAGUCCCGGUCCGGUCUCAGCCUCCUCCUCCUCCUCCUGCUUCGGGAUCCAGGAGCGGACGCACUCACCUGGUACAGCUCUCCUCCCACCCCCAGGCCCUGGUUCACACUCUGAGAGGAUGCUGGGGAUUCAAGCGUCCUCCAGCACUCCAGCGAUGUGACCGUACCUCCCACGACGGACAGCUAUUCAACCGUUCGCAGCUUCACGUGCCCAAGGGAGGAGAGGGCCUCAAGAGUCGCUGGAUUCUGAGAUCUGAAUGUGGAUUGGAGAUGGAAUUUGAAGUGCAGCUCCGAACAGUAACUUGCAGACCAGGAAACAGCCGCUUCACUGAUACACGCCUGCCUAUGCAUGAAUGCGGUCAACACUCCAUUGCAUGAAUAGGACUUGGAGACCACAGCACUUAGAGUAAAUUAUAACACCCAGGAGAUGUCCAAUUAACUG
Messenger RNA from Mobula hypostoma (lesser devil ray), 916 nucleotides. RefSeq lists its product as uncharacterized. NCBI's taxonomy places the organism in Eukaryota, Metazoa, Chordata, Chondrichthyes, Myliobatiformes, Myliobatidae. The transcript has 5 exons. The record is from RefSeq and is a predicted model, not a curated record. Bases 1 to 852 code for a protein of 283 amino acids.